AAAACAUGUACGCAUGUAUGUAUGUGAAGAAGCGUGGCCAGUUUUUAAACACAUACACAUGUCAUAUUGAGAGCUCUAUUUGGGCACCACCCCUCCCCCACAGAAGGACACAAAAUAAGUGCAGCUCUUCCGCCACCCCUCCAUUUUUAUAAACACCUCAAAAAGUGUUCCCUUCUUAUUUCACUCCCCCCAAUUCGGACUCUUCAUAUCGUAUAAAUACCGUUUGCUAUAAUGCCAAAGUUUAACUUCUUCCCAAAGGUCAAUUUUUUAGCCUACAUAAAAAAAAUUAAGAUAAAGUACAACCCCUGCGCCGCGUACAAUGACAACUGCCGUAGCUUAAUUUAUCAUAUUGAAACGCAGCAGAAAAAAGACAAGUUCCUCGAUCUGGAAUACAAGCUGGAGUUAAUUGAUUAUAAUGAAGAACCUCUGAUAGAAAUUGAGAUGCAAAAUAGCAAAGUUUUCAAGUUUAACCCGGAGAAUUACGACUUGCCAGAAAUUCAGCGAGUGAUUGACGAAGAUCAGCAGCAAAUGCACAAGAACUUUAUGAAGGUAAACUUGUUGGAGAAUAAUGAGAAUUCCUUUUAAAGUAAAAAGGGGUGCCCUCCUCACGAUUUAUAAGAAUUGUUCGCCCCCUUUCGUGUGGUCAAUUUGGUGUACAUAUGCAAAAAGACAAGUUUGACAAGCGGGUUACCAAGAAAAGAGCCACCAAUGUGUAGCAGCCAUCACGGACAAGUCGCAAAGUUGCAAAGUUCAAACACGGAGUAAUUAGCUUAACAAAAUUGCUCCUACAUGUUUGACAACCCUUUUUGCGAAGCUUUUUGAAGGUGGACGUGAGGCAAAUGGUCCACGCGCAUGUGCUGAUAUGCCCACAUGGUAAGUGCAAAAUUGGGGCAUUACACGCAGUU
Molecule: messenger RNA, 905 nt
Organism: Plasmodium vivax (malaria parasite P. vivax)
Lineage: Eukaryota; Apicomplexa; Aconoidasida; Haemosporida; Plasmodiidae
Exons: 4
Coding region: 232-585 (117 amino acids)
Source: RefSeq, a predicted model, not a curated record